This is a messenger RNA of Apis dorsata (giant honeybee), 2372 nucleotides long. It is a transcript of the gene Lcch3, whose product is annotated as gamma-aminobutyric acid receptor subunit beta-like. Gene Ontology annotation, molecular function: neurotransmitter receptor activity; extracellular ligand-gated monoatomic ion channel activity; GABA-A receptor activity. Lineage: Eukaryota; Metazoa; Arthropoda; Insecta; Hymenoptera; Apidae. Gene Ontology annotation, biological process: nervous system process; signal transduction; regulation of membrane potential. The transcript is spliced from 10 exons. The record is from RefSeq and is a predicted model, not a curated record. The coding region runs from base 864 to 2345 and encodes 493 amino acids. Gene Ontology annotation, cellular component: neuron projection; membrane; synapse.
CAUUUUGCGCCAACCUCUGGACCGCCUCGGGACUCGAGGUAUACCAAGUACUAAGAGAUACAAGGGCUGUUAUCAGCGCAAAGAGAAACGAAAGAUAAAUAGGUGAAAGAGAACGGAUAGAGGAAAGCCGAUUGGGAUAGGGCAGAGCAAUACAAGUGUAAAAUACUGAUAUGAUAUGAUAGAUAUAUAUAGACAAGGAGAGAAAGUAGAGUGGGAAUGACAGCAAGGAAUGUGUGAAAAAGUGGUUGUGUGAAUUCAAUAAAAACUAUGAUUGGCGAACGAAAAAACGAUGAAUGAAAAGAACAUGGACAAAUGAGAAAAGAAUAAAGAAGCAACGAGAAACUAGAGAAAAAAAAAAAAUAUGAAAAGUUAGUGAGUUUAAAAAAAAGUAGUGCUUUAAAAGGAGAAUUAGUUGGGACGAUAAAAGAGACGUGUAUCCAACAGAGAAAUCGAAAGGAGGUUAGUAGAGGGUGAUAGCGAGUGAUGCAAAAGGGUAGAAGAAGGGGUAAGGAAAGGGAGAUAAGUAUGCGGAGGAGGUGAGUGAUGCGCAGCAUCCGAGACUUCGGUUUGGAGAAUAUCCUCGACAAGCAUUGUGUCGAGAUUGGACAGUGCUCAUGAACGAAUCUGUCCGUACAGUGGUGAAAAGUGUGCCCUUUUAGGAGCCAGAUCAGUGCCAGGAAGGAGAGGCAUUGACUCCUGGUUCAAGAUAAGAUCUCCUUAAUAAUGUUCGCGGAUCCUAUCGAUGACUUUUUUGCCAAUGUCGUUCCAUCCUCUCAACGCAACGUUUUUUGGCAACUCGAUGUCGAGGUGCAAGCAUCUAUCGAGAUGACGUCUUCUUUUAUCUGCUGACAUAAUUUUGAAGAAUGCAUCACAGGAUGUGGUUGCAGCAGAUUUUUAUCCUGAUGCAGAUGAUUCAUCUAAUUGCUUGGGCCAAUCUUGAAAACACAGGGAUAUCUGAUAGAUUGGAGAAUGUGACACAAACAAUAUCACGAAUCCUUGAUGGUUACGAUAUUCGAUUAAGACCAAAUUUCGGCGAUAUUUCGUUUUCAGGAGAACCUCUGUUAGUUGGGAUGGAUCUUACUAUCGCAAGUUUCGAUGCAAUCUCGGAAGUAAACAUGGAUUAUACGAUAACAAUGUAUUUAAAUCAAUAUUGGAAGGACGAAAGAUUGGCAUUUUCUCAAGAAGAAGAAGUUCUCACUCUUAGUGGAGAUUUUGCGGAAAAGAUUUGGGUUCCAGAUACGUUUUUUGCCAAUGACAAAAAUAGUUUCUUACACGAUGUGACCGAGCGUAAUAAACUCGUUCGGUUGUCCGGAGACGGAUCUGUCACUUAUGGCAUGAGAUUCACGACGACUCUGGCCUGCAUGAUGGAUCUGCACUACUACCCGCUCGAUUCGCAGAACUGCACCGUAGAAAUCGAGAGCUACGGAUACACGGUGUUGGACGUGGUAAUGUAUUGGAAAGAGACUCCAGUCCGUGGUGUCGAAGAAGCGGAACUGCCACAAUUCACGAUAAUCGGUUACGAAACGAAUGAUCGUAAAGAGAAGCUGGCCACUGGCAUAUACCAGAGAUUAUCAUUGAGCUUCAAACUUCAAAGGAAUAUCGGAUACUUCGUUUUCCAGACUUAUUUACCUAGCAUCUUGAUCGUCAUGUUAAGUUGGGUUAGUUUUUGGAUAAAUCACGAAGCAACCAGCGCCAGAGUAGCACUCGGUAUAACAACAGUCCUUACAAUGACCACAAUUUCAACAGGUGUCCGUAGCUCACUGCCACGUAUCAGCUACGUGAAAGCUAUCGACAUUUACUUAGUAAUGUGUUUUGUUUUUGUGUUCGCCGCUCUGUUGGAAUAUGCAGCGGUCAAUUAUACUUAUUGGGGUGCCAGAGCUAAAAAGAAGUCAAAAAAAAAAGAAUCUGAUGAUAAAAAAAUGAUUUCGAAAUCCGGAAGCAAAGCAAAUUCUCCUUUUCCUGGUUCAACGGAAGCAGAUAUAAUAGAGCUUCAAGAUCUCAGGAUGUCUCCCUUACCAAGUAUAAGAAACAGAUCAGGUCUGGUUAGUGGCAGUUCGACGCCUGGAACUGGAAGAGAACAUGAUCCGGCCAAGUUUCCUCCUAGCUUUCGAAUUUCCAGAGUCGCGGCUUAUAAUACUUAUGGGAGAAACGCUGGUCUCAGAUACAGAGGACCUAAACAAAAUAAGCCUAAGGUAUUACAUGCAAUACGAAGAGGAGCAUCUAUAUUGCGUGUAUCAAUGCCUAAGAUAAAAGAUGUGAAUAUUAUCGACAAAUAUUCAAGGAUUAUAUUUCCAGUCAGUUUUAUGCUAUUCAACGCCAUCUAUUGGGUAUUUUAUGUCCUCUGAAUCUCUAAUCAUUAAAGCAAUCUGCCG